ACUCAGCGGAGAACCGCGCCUGGUGACGUCACCGGGGCGCGAGAGGAAACUCGAGCUGAAAACGCCGAACCUACAGCAGACGCGCCACCAAAAGAGCCGUCCGUCCGGCCGCGCGCGCGAAUACCUGCGCGUCCCUGUGGAUCUAUGUGACACCUGUAUGGGGGAAUCGGAGCUUUUACCGCCCUUCUGUCUGCGCGUGGAACUGGCUGGCAUUCUGGGAUGGAACUUAAUUUGUCUAAGAAUGUCAUCUCUUGUGGAGAUCCAGGUGGGAUGAAUCUGGAAAGGAUUUCCGAGGCAGUGAGACCACAGGCGGCGCGCGACAUGGCCUCCACCUUCCACGUGCCCAGGAGCUCGAGCAGCAAGAGGGACCCCCUGGAGCACUCGAGCAGCGACUCGUCGGACCCCGAGACGGCAGAUAAGGAGCGGAACGCGGAGCAGAGGCCCGAGGACGGACACUCCGAGGACCCCAAGAAGAAGAAGCAGCGGCGGCAGCGGACGCACUUCACGAGCCAGCAGCUGCAGGAGCUCGAGGCCACGUUCCAGAGGAACCGCUACCCGGACAUGAGCACGCGCGAGGAGAUCGCCGUGUGGACGAACCUCACGGAGGCCCGGGUUCGGGUGUGGUUUAAAAAUCGCAGGGCCAAGUGGAGGAAGCGGGAGCGGAACCAACAGAUGGACCUGUGUAAGAACACCUAUCUUCCGCAGUUCAGUGGCCUCAUGCAGCCCUACGAUGAAAUGUACCCAGCCUACACCUACAACAACUGGACCAACAAAGCUCUGGCCCCUGCACCCUUGUCCACCAAGAACUUUCCCUUCUUCAACUCCAUGAGUCCCCUCACGUCCCAGUCCAUGUUCUCAGCCCCCAACUCCAUCUCCUCCAUGAGCAUGGCCUCCGGCAUGGGCCACUCGGCCGUGCCUGGGAUGCCCACCUCCGGCUUGAACAACAUCAGUAACCUUAAUGGUAUUGGGAGCUCGACCAUCAACUCGGCGAUGUCCUCCUCCACCUGCCCCUAUGGACCCCCGGCCUCGUCGUACAGCGUGUACAGGGACACGUGUAACUCCAGCCUGGCCACCCUGAGACUGAAGUCCAAGCAGCACCCCACAUUUGGAUAUAGUGGGCUGCAGAGUCCAGGCUCGAGCCUGAAUGCCUGUCAGUACAACAGUUGACCUUUUAGUCCAGAUUAACCAUCAAGUCAAUGGACCUUCACACAGACCUACAACCAAAACUUAACUGGAUUGGCUGCAGUCGCUUAAAAAUGGAUUAUGCGGGUUUUAUAUGAUGACUUAUAAACUUGCACAACAAAACCAUCCAUGACUUUGGAUUUCAUAGUGAUGAAGACAUUUGUUACAUAGCCACACUGUAUAUACGGAACAAAGGAUCCAUUGUCCAUCUUUAGCUUGCUUUGAAGACUUUAAACUAUCUGAAACUUGCUUUUCUUGUUGGAUGGGGAAAAAAAUGAUGAUGAAAAUAAUUAAAAAAAAAAAAAAACUUGCGAGGAUUUAAUACGGUAAAAGAAGUUAAAUAGUUAUAUGUGCAUUUUUAUACCGGCCUUCUGUGUGUAACUGUUCUUUUUUAACGAAGUGCAGGAAACACACUGUCGUUUUACAAAAACCAUCCAGCAUUAUGUCAGUGGAACAACUUGGAC
This is a messenger RNA of Scleropages formosus (Asian bonytongue), 1646 nucleotides long. It is a transcript of the gene pitx1, whose product is annotated as paired-like homeodomain 1. Lineage: Eukaryota; Metazoa; Chordata; Actinopteri; Osteoglossiformes; Osteoglossidae. The record is from RefSeq and is a predicted model, not a curated record. The transcript has 5 exons. The coding region runs from base 220 to 1167 and encodes 315 amino acids. Gene Ontology annotation, cellular component: nucleus. Gene Ontology annotation, biological process: regulation of transcription by RNA polymerase II; anatomical structure morphogenesis. Gene Ontology annotation, molecular function: DNA-binding transcription factor activity, RNA polymerase II-specific; RNA polymerase II cis-regulatory region sequence-specific DNA binding.